Molecule: messenger RNA, 902 nt
Organism: Exaiptasia diaphana
Lineage: Eukaryota; Metazoa; Cnidaria; Anthozoa; Actiniaria; Aiptasiidae
Product: 2-oxoglutarate-dependent dioxygenase htyE
Exons: 5
Coding region: 219-902 (227 amino acids)
Molecular function (GO): dioxygenase activity
Source: RefSeq, a predicted model, not a curated record
CUAGAUUAACAAUCGAGUUCACAAAUUCAAAGAUCAAACGGCGCAAACUACGACUUUUGACAUGGUACCCUCGACCAAAGACCCAACUCAAAGCUACAGGUGCAAUUAAUCCCGUGAUAAUCAUGAAUAAACUACAAAUCCUAAAGACGGUUAUAUAAAAGGGUCACCACACAAGUAUUAACAAAGAGAUCAAGCUGCAACACUGGAGAGUUUCAAACAUGGCGGACGAGAAGCUGUCCAUUCCAAUAGUGGAUUUUAGUGUAAUGGGCCUUUGUAAUGAUGAAAUUCCAAGUGAUUCAGACGUGAGAGUGCAGCAAGUGGCUUCCAAUAUUUGCAAGGCGUUCAGCAGUAUUGGAUUUGUGUAUUUAAAGAACCAUGGUAUCAGCGACGACGAGAUUGAUAAAGUCAGAAAAGUUUCAGACGAGUUCUUUGCUUUGCCUGUUGAAGAAAAARUCAAGUGCUCAAGGGACAGUCACGGGUCUAACCAUGGUUGGGUAGCUCUUGAAAGAGAAAGUCUGAACCCAAAGAGACCAGCUGAUUUGAAAGAAGCUUUCAAUGUUGAAGUAGAAAAUUCAAAAUGGCCAACAUCUACUGUACCAGACAUGAAACCGUCACUUGAAGGAUUGUAUAACAAGUGUGUUCAGCUUGCAUUUAGAAUACUGAAGGCUAUAGGAAUUGGACUUAAAAUCAAGAGCCCUGAUUGGCUAAUAAAAGCUCAUCAGAACAUUGGAAAACCAAUCAAUUCCUCUGCCAUGCGCAUCCUCUACUACCCGCCAAUAACCAACGAUUACGUCAUCAAGAAGGACCAAGUACGAUGUGGUGAACACAGUGACUAUGGUUCGAUAACACUACUCUUUCAGGACGAACUUGGGGGACUACAGGUAUUCGCAUCAGCCAUUUAA